Agrilus planipennis (emerald ash borer) is the source of this 2059-nucleotide messenger RNA. Its product is annotated as Golgi-specific brefeldin A-resistance guanine nucleotide exchange factor 1-like. Bases 149 to 2044 code for a protein of 631 amino acids. The record is from RefSeq and is a predicted model, not a curated record. NCBI's taxonomy places the organism in Eukaryota, Metazoa, Arthropoda, Insecta, Coleoptera, Buprestidae. The transcript is spliced from 6 exons.
CAAAGAAAAAUGUUGACGAUGUUGACCAAUAAUGUUGACAUACAUGUUUGACAUUUAGUGUGACACGAGUAUUGGAAAUACGUUUCUGUGCUAUCAUAUUUUUCAAUGGAAUAAAAAACUAAUAUUUUUUAAAAAUUAAACAAAAAAAAUGGUUUUGCCAGGCAAUGGAAUUUUUAUUGUAAGGGGCGAAUUGUCUGUUCUCAUGACAGCAAUGAAAAGGGGUGUAAGAUGGUCAUCACACUCGUAUCAAGAGGGUGAAAUGGACAACCUCGUUAAAUCCCUUCAGGACCUUAAAGUAUUAUUGAAUAAAUUGGAAGAUUUAAAAACCGUAGACCCUGUAGUUUUUGUCAAUCCUUUUUUGGAUGUUAUUCGAUCUGAAGACACAUCAGGACCUGUUACCAGUUUAGCUUUGAUGGCUAUUAAUAAAAUUAUAUCAUAUGGAAUUCUUGAUUCAACCCAUCACAACAUAGCACUUGUGGUAGACAAUAUUGCAGAUGCUGUUACACAUGCCAAAUUUGUGGGAACUGAUCAAUCUUCUGAUGGUGUAGUUUUAAUGAAAAUUAUUCAAGUUCUCAGAACAUUAACCCUUUCAACUGAAGGCGUAUCACUUACAAAUGAUAGUUUGUGUGAAAUAAUGUUGGCAUGUUUUAGGAUUUGUUUUGAAACAAGAUUAAGUGAGUUAUUAAGAAGAACUGCAGAAUUAUAUUUAAAAGACAUGGUCCAAUUAGUUUUUAUGAGACUUCCUGAAUUUCCUGAAGAUUUGAAACCUAGUAAUAUAAAACAUUUAAAAAUGAAAGCAGGUGUUAUGGAGUCAAGUCGUACUAAAAGGAAAAACAAAACUAAAAAAAUAUCAAAUACAAGUGCUCCAACAGUCGACAAAAACAGUGACGAUUUGGUUAAUUUUACAUACACUACAAAGGUGGACGAUAACACCAAUAAAAACAAUAUUGUUGAUAUGCAAGGAUCAAUAUCUCAGGAUGAUAAAAUUAAAGAAAUUGAAAAAGAAACUAAGGGGUGUGAAGAGAUGCCCAAUAAAGAAGAAGAAAGAAGUGCAUCUAAUCUAGAGGUUGAAACUAUAGGAGUAACUAAUGAAGAAGUAGAAGUUAAUUCAAGUAGUGUAACAUUAGACACAAAUUUAAAUCAAGUAAAUUCCAUUGUUAUUCCAACGGAACAAAUUCAAGAAAAGCAAGAUGAGGAAUAUGUGAAUUAUAGGGGCAUUAGAUUUACCCCUCAACAGGAAGAGAGUUUCGUUUUACUUCCUUAUGGCCUUGCAUGUAUUAGGGAAAUGUUUCGAUUUCUUAUUUCACUGUGCAACCCUUUGGAUAAACAAAAUACAGACACUAUGAUACAUUUGGGGUUGUCGCUACUUACUGUAGCAUUUGAAGUGGGCGCCGAUAAUAUCGGAAAAUACGAAAGUCUCUUAGUUUUAGUGAAAAACAAUCUAUGUCGAAAUUUGAUUUCGCUCUUGCAUACAGAAAGAAUAUCAAUAUUUGCAGUUAAUUUGCAAGUUUCAUUUCUGAUGUUUGAAUCCUUGCGAAUUCAUCUCAAAUUCCAACUAGAGCUAUAUCUCACAAAACUAAUCGAAAUGAUUACUAGCGAUGCCAUUAAAGUUACCUAUGAACAUCGAGAAUUGGCAUUAGAUUACAUUGUUCAACUGUGGAGGAUACCAGGUUUCGUCACGGAAUUGUACGUGAAUUACGAUUGCAGUAUGUACUGUUCAAACCUAUUCGAGGACUUGACAAAAUUAUUGGCGAAAAACGCUUUUCCGACUGUAUCCGGUGUUUAUCACACCCACCUUUUAUCUUUGGACACGCUUUUGACUGUUAUAGAGAAUAUUGAAAAUCAUUGUAUCGAAGCGACAAAACUAAAAUUUGAACGGAACAAUUGCUUAAAUCAUAAUGAGGAAGUGGAAACGUUACCAUCUGACAUUUUAGAGAUAACUACGUCUAGGCAAAAAAUAUCAAAAAAUGUGCCUACAAAAGAGGAAUUAAUGGCAGUCAAGAAUAUAAAAAAGGUAAAUUCUUUUGAUUAUCACAUCCACUAAUACUUGAUUGAUUUU